Poeciliopsis prolifica (blackstripe livebearer) is the source of this 6397-nucleotide messenger RNA. RefSeq names its product ophiophagus venom factor-like. The transcript is spliced from 44 exons. The record is from RefSeq and is a predicted model, not a curated record. NCBI's taxonomy places the organism in Eukaryota, Metazoa, Chordata, Actinopteri, Cyprinodontiformes, Poeciliidae. Gene Ontology annotation, molecular function: endopeptidase inhibitor activity; protein binding. Gene Ontology annotation, cellular component: extracellular region. Bases 78 to 5312 code for a protein of 1744 amino acids.
UCGGACUCCCACGGAUCGCAACAUCUCCAUGACUGUAUGUUCGAUCCCAGUCCUCGGAAGCCUCCGAGACGAUCAACAUGUUUCCGUGGAAGCUGCAAAACCUUUUAUUCCUCCUUCUGUUCUGUAACUCCGAUGGACAGAUUUUCAGCGGUAACAGAAGACGCCCCUGGCCUGACAGAGGUAUGACGUUUGAUAGCUACUUGGACCUCCAUGAUGUACUAAAUGCAAAGAAAACCAUCGAUUCUUCACCAAGGUUCACUUUGGUGGCUCCCGACAUCCUGAGGACCGACACCGAAGAGAACAUCUACUUACAGGCAGACAACUUGGCCACUCCUCUCAUUGCCUCCAUCGUCAUCCAGGACUUCACCAAAAGCAUCAUGCUCCUCCAGGAGACGGCCAAACUCGAUCAGGAAAAUGGCUUCCAUGUUAUCAAGAGCAUAGAGCUUUCAUCCGCGCUCUUGAAUCGCGAGGAGAAAAAGAACAAGUUUGUUCAUCUGCAAGUGAACUUCGGGAGUUACCACUCGAUGGAGCGAGUGCUGAUGGUGUCCUUUCAUUCUGGCUACAUCUUCGUCCAAACCGACAAACCCAUCUACAACCCCGGAGACACCGUUCGUUUCCGAGCCUUCGUGUCUUCUCCGUCGUUUAAGGCCUUGGACAGCCCCAUCACUGUAGACGUUCAGAAUCCUGACGGAGUGGUGGUCAGUCAGAUCUCCAGGACCCGACCCACUCAGGGCGUCUUCGCCGAUUCCUUCCCUCUGUCUGACAUCGUCGGUGAAGGAACGUGGCUGUUGACGGCAAAGUUUGACCACUGGCAGCAGAACGCUUUCACCUCCCGUUUCGAGGUGAAGAAAUAUGUUCUCCCUGCCUUCAACGUCACACUGACCCCCAGAAAGCCCUUCCUCAGCCUGGAUGACGACCAACUGGUUGUAGAAAUUUCUGCAAGGUACUUGUUCGGGGAGCCGGUUCAGGGGACGGCUUACGUCGUGUUUGGAGUGAAACUCAACCAAGAGAUGAGGAGGUUACCUGCUGUGAAGCAGGUGUCUGAUCUGGAUGGAGGAACCGUCACACUGAGCAUGCAAGAGCUCAGGAGCGCGUAUCCCAACAUCAGGAGCUUAGUGGGAAACUCUGUUUACGUCAAAGCCUCUGUCGUCACCAAGACGGGAAGUGAUCUGGUCGAGGCGCAAAAGACUGGGAUUAAAAUUGUAGAGUCCCCAUAUGUCUUAUCUUUUAAAGACGCGCCAAAGUACUUCAAACCAGGAAUGCCGUUAGACCUGACAAUUCAGGUGAGCCAGCAGGACGACUCGCCAGCCCGUAACGUUUUGGUCAAGCUGUCUCAUCUGGUCGCCCCACUGACCGUGUCAUCAGGCACCGCCAGAGUCAGCAUCAACAUGCCCAACGUGCAGCUCCCUCAAACUCUCACUGCGGAGACGGCACAGGCCGACCUGAAACCGGAGCAGCAGGCCAAGCAGCAGAUUGUGCUUCAUCCUUACACGACCAGCAGUGGGCAGCAGAACUACCUGUACAUCUCCACAGGAACCAACAGAGUGUCUGUCGGAGAGAGACUGUUGCUGCAGUUCACCGUGUCUUUAUCUGACCAGUCACACAGAGAGUUCAUCAAACUCAUCACAUAUCUGGUGCUGAAUAAGGGUAAAAUCGUAAGCGCCGUGCGUCUGGACGUGUCGGGCCAGCUGGUGACCAGGGUUGGGUUGUUGGUCACGGCGGACAUGAUGCCAUCGUUUCGGGUCGUGGCGUUCUACAGCCUUCCCUGGUUGGGGCAGGAGGAGCUGGUUUCGGACUCGGUCUGGAUAGACGUGGUGGACGGCUGUGUUGGAGGGCUGACAGUUUCCACAGACAGCGUGAAGCCUCACUACACACCCGGGAAAAACUUCCACUUCCAGAUCCGAGGGGACCCGGGGGCAAAGGUCAGCCUGGUGGCUGUGGACAAUUCUGUGUAUCUCCUCAACGGAGAGCGACUCACACAGAGAAAGCUUUGGGGCGUGGUGGAGGCCGGAGACAUCGGCUGCACCAGAGGUGGAGGUCGAGACGCCAAAGGAGUGUUUACAGACGCCGGACUUCUUUACUUCUCAAGCGCCGGAGUCAAAACCGAAACCAGGCAGACCCUGCAGUGUCCAGGCAGCACCAGGAGGAGGCGCUCUGCUGAACUCAUGCAACGUAAAGCAAGGCUGGAGAGUCACUAUAAGGAGGAGAUGCAACGGCGCUGCUGCAAAGACGGCCUGAGGGCCAUUAAAAUGCCGUACUCCUGCACCCGCCGCUCCCUCUACAUCACCGAGGGCCCGGAGUGCAUCCUGGCUUUCCGCUACUGUUGCGCCACCUUCAGGGACCAGGUGUUCAACACAGAGAUCCCCACCACCCCUCCACCCAUGACCACUGCUCCCCCGACCACCACUCCCGCACCGAUGCCCACUUUAGAUUACCCUGGUUUUGUACCAAAGACUGUAGUUAAGUCCGUUUCUGAGGUGAGACCCCUGGAGAGAAACCUGGAGAGACCCCUCGAGACACACCUGGCGAGAGCCCCAGAGACACACCUGGAGACCGACGUAGAGGAAGAAGAGUGGGAAUACAUGGAUCAGACUGAGGUCUAUCUUCGCUCCAAGUUCUACGAGUCCUGGCUGUGGCUAGAUGUGAACCUGCCGAGUGAGACGGACAAAGACGGGUUUGCUUUGAAGAAUAUGGACAGUGCUUUACCUGACAGCAUCACAGAGUGGGGAGUUUUGGCCAUCAGUGCAUCACAUCAGACAGGUUUCUGUGUUGCGGAGCCGUACAACUUCAAAACCUGGAAGCAUUUCUUUGUCGACCUAAAGCUCCCGUACUCUGUGGCGAGGAACGAGCAGUUGGAGAUUAAAGCCGUCAUCCACAACUACGGCUACAACGACAUGCAUGUCAGGGUGGUGCUCAUGAAGACCGAAGGCAUGUGCAGCGUCGCUUUCAAGGACAGACACACCCAGGAAGUGACGCUGCCGGCGGGCUCCUCUGUGGCGGUGCCUUACACCGUUGUGCCACUGGUGGUGGGCAAUCUUCCGCUGGAAGUCAUGGUGGUCGGCAGAGACAUGACGGGAGGCGACCGCAUCCGGAAAUCUCUGCGAGUCGUGAUGGACGGCGUGCAGAAGACCAAAGUUUGGAGUGCCGUGUUGAAUCCGUCUUCUCAAGGAGGAACUCAGACGAUUCGCAUCGAUAAGAUUGAACUGGAGUCAGUCGUGCCAAACUCUGUGCCUGAGACCUUCGUUAACGUCAGAGGCAACGUCUUGGCGGACAGCAUCGACAACUCCAUCAGCGAGGACUCUCUGGCGUCUCUGAUCCAGAUGCCCGGCGGCUGUGUGGAGCAGAACUUGGCCUCCAUCACUCUGCCGCUCAUCGCCACUCUCUACCUGGACCGAACCAACAACUGGGAGAGAGUCGGGGUGGAUCGCAGAGACGAGGCUCUCCGAUACAUCAAGAGAGGCUAUGAGAAUCAGUUGGAAUACAGAAGGAGUGACGGCUCAUACCCCCCCUACAAGCGUGAAGGCGCAAGUACAUGGAUCACUGCGUACGUCAUCAAGGUGUUCUCCAUGGCUUACUCGGUCGUCAGCAUGAGCGAGCAGCAAGUGUGCGAGCCUCUGCUGUACCUGGUGACCAACAAAAUCAGACCUUCAAGCGGCGCGUUCAGAGAGGACAACCCAGUUUAUUCCACCACAAUGACUGGUGGUCUCCGUGGUGACGACCCAGAAAUAACCCUGACGGCUUUUGUCCACAUUGCGAUUGCCGAAGCCAAGAAGGCAGGAAUUAGCUGUGGCGGGUCCGAUGUGGAGUCGGCCACCAGCAGGAGCUCCCAGUUCCUGAGUAAAGCCCUGCUGACUGGAGGGAGGAGGCCGUACACGGUGGCCAUCGCCUCCUACGCUCUGGCUCUGCAGGGAACACAAAACAGCCUCCAUCAGCCUUUGCUCCAAGCAGCGUCUCCAGAUAAGAGCCACUGGCCUGACAAGGAAAACCACCUGUUCACUCUGGAAGCGACUGGCUACGCUUUGCUGGCGCUGAUAAAGUUGGGACGCAUGCAGGAGGCUGCGGCGCCCUUCAAAUGGCUCAACGGUCAGAGAAGAAGAGGAGGAGGCUUCGGCUCCACUCAGUCCACCAUGGUUGUGCUCCAGGCUCUGUCAGAGUACAUGAUCAGCCAGCCUCCGCCUGCUGACCUCAGCCUGAACGUGGACAUCAGGAUGACCGGACGCAAGGAAAUCCGUUACUACUUCAACCCAGACACCGCCUACGCUGCUCGCUCCUCUAAACUGCCUGCUGGUGUCGACAUGGAAGUGGAGGCUCAAGGGAACGGACAAGGAAUCCUGGAGGUUGUGACUCAUUACAACCAGCUCCAUGAAGUUGAAGAGAAAACACCCUGCAGCCACUUUGAGCUCAGCGUUAACAUCGAAGAGUCCAGUGAAAAGCCUCCAGCUGAUGUAGAGAAAUCCUACCAGAUCACCAUCAACGUGAGAUCUUUGGGACCCAGAGACGUCAGAAUGGUGGUUCUGGACAUCAGCCUCCCCACUGGCUUCACCCCAGAAAACUCAGACCUGGAAAUGCUGUCCAACUCUGUGGAUCAUUACAUCAGUAACUUCAAGAUCGUAGAUAAUCUGAGUGACAGAGGGUCUCUGAUCAUCCACCUGUUCAAGGUUUCUCACAAAGAGCCUGAAAUUCUCAUCUUCAGGCUGAAGCAGACCUUUAAAGUCGGUCUGCUGCAGCCGUCUUCUGUCACUGUUUACGAGUAUUACAACCCCGAUCACCGCUGCAGUCGUACCUACUCUCCCAGGGAGGACCAGGAGGAGCUCAGCAGGAUCUGCGACAACAACGUCUGCCGCUGCACGCAGGGCGACUGCUGUAUCUCGAAACCUGAAGAUCAGAAUUUCCCCAACAAAGAGAGAGAGAUAUUCGCCUGCACAAGCUUGCACCAUGUUUGGCAGGUGAAGGUGCUCAAUAUGAGUCAGAGCUACUACGAUAAAUAUGAGAUGGAGAUUACACAAGUUAUUAAACUUGGUGUUGAGGCUGGAGUUGAAGUCGGUCAGAAGAGGUUUUUCCUGUCUCAUGGUGGCUGCAGAGAAGGGCUCAACCUCAACCUGGGCUCCCAGUAUCUCAUCAUUGGUCCUAAAGAGGACCAGUGGACCACUGACCCCGGCAGCAACGGGUUUAUCUACAUGCUGGGGAAGGACACCUGGGUGGAGCGCUGGCCUGCAAGCGCAGAGUGUUCCAGCAAUCCCAGCAUGCAGGCCAAGUGCAAAAAUCUCUCUGACGCUGCAAACGAGCUGUCUGUGAACGGCUGCAGGCUGUAGUUUCAGCUGUCCUUCAUUUCAAUUGUACGUCUACGAAUGCAUGUCUGUGAGAAGCUAAAAAAGAUGAAGUAAAAGAGUGCUGCGCUGUCUGAUAACGUUAUAUGUGUUGGGGUUUUCUGAGUAUAUAAUUAGACGUGGGGAACAAUGAGGGAGAGCAAGAAAAAGCCCCACCCGAGAAUCCUGUCGGCGUCUUUUUAAAGAAAACAAAUGAUUAAAAAAAAAAGAAGAAAAAAACACUUAAACCGAAUUCAUAAUCUGUGCUCUGAUACAGAAAAGAUGUAUUGUGUAUUAGCACAAAUCAAAAUACCGCACGCUGACAUGUACUCCAAAUAUAGAACAUUAAAAAUACAACUGUACCAUUACUUCCAGUUUUUCUGAAAUCGAUUAGCUUCCUUUAUUUGUGUAAUUUGAUUUAGUGAGUGAGAAAUCAACAGACAUGUGUAAAUCAACUCUAAAUGUACUUGCAAAAGAGGAAGUUUUAAAAUAAAAUGGUUUGUUGUCAGGCUAAGCGAGACAGACGAAGCGCUGUAGCUAUCAGAGCAAAGUUCCUUCCGGUUAUUAAAUUUGCAUUGCUGCUAAGAUGGCGGUAAAGUCAAUAUGAUGUACUCUACACAAACUUCAGCUGGUGGCCUUAUUUGGUCAUUCGAGAAAAACACAUCCUGAUCGUUUAGACAAGAAUGAUUAUUUACCAGUAGUCAAGCGUUUCCUUUUUUAGAUGUGUUCAGGCGUGUGAGUCACAGUAGUUAAAUUCAGUCUCCAAUAAGCAAUAUGUUUAAAAGAAAAAAAAAAAGAAAGAAAAAUCCGCAAUGCAGCUGUGAAAGGAUGUCAGCGUUCACAGAUCACAGCACACAGUCACUGGUUCGUAAAGCGACGGACACAAAGGAAGAAGGCAGUGAUGACAAUGAUAUAAUGUAGAUUUAUAUGGUUUAAUCUAGAGAAAAAAGGGGGGUCCGUACAAAUCUAUAACAGCAGUCGCGUUGAGACGUAACAAACCGGCACCCGACUUACGGACUCCUGUAUCAAAUCUUCUCAGUUACAAUCAACAGUUUGUGACAAAAACUGUAAUAAAAUAUAUAAAAAGCUUA